Messenger RNA from Procambarus clarkii (red swamp crayfish), 2444 nucleotides. Its product is annotated as NADH dehydrogenase [ubiquinone] 1 alpha subcomplex assembly factor 3. The record is from RefSeq and is a predicted model, not a curated record. Lineage: Eukaryota; Metazoa; Arthropoda; Malacostraca; Decapoda; Cambaridae. Gene Ontology annotation, cellular component: mitochondrial inner membrane. Gene Ontology annotation, biological process: mitochondrial respiratory chain complex I assembly.
CAAGCACUUUUGAAACUCUUAUCAUCUUCAACAUAAACGCCUCUACCAACAUCUGUACUGGUGCAGUCAUCGGGAGGACAAACCCUUCAUGCAAACUGCACCUACUAUCAAGAAGAAGAAGAAGAGUGGCCAGGCUCCUGUCACACGUGCACGUGUUUAGUUGCCGCUCCUCUAUCUCCAGCACACGACAACACACGCUCUUAAUACCUUGUUAUUCUUAACACUGACGCAUCUACCAACAUUUGUACUACUGCAGUCAUCUACCAAGAGGAAGCAUUUAAACUACAGAGAGGAAGAUGCUCCGUCGCGCCUUGAUGAAAUCUAAACCAAUUCUCAUGCCUAGGCCUAAGAUCUGCACAUCACAGCAACAGUGUUUACAGUCGUCUGAUAGAGAUCCUGGAAGUAUUGUGAAAGUGUUGAACCUAGAUGUGGAUGCUGGACUUAUGGUGGAUGCCUACAGCCAGCUUGGUUUUCGACUCAACAACGGGAUGUCUGUGAUUGGGCCUAUUGCAAUUUUCCCCAAGACAGUGCUAAGUUGGAAGGUCAUAUCUUCAAAAGACAUCAAUGAAAACUCACUUUCCCUUUUUUAUUUAUUGGAGCCAAAAAUAGAUCUUCUUGUGAUUGGUGUUGGAGAUGCAGGAAACUAUGUGGAUACACGAAUUAUCCAGUUUUUGAGGAAUAAGGGCAUCGCUACUGAGAUUCUACCAACUGCAUCUGCAUGCACCACAUUCAACUUCUUGAACCAGGAACAUCGCUGCGUGGCCGGGGCAUUCAUACCUCCAAUGAGUAUAUCUGUGAAUGAGGAUGAAAUGGUACAAACUGAGAGGAGAAGAAAACAAUUAUAUAUCUCCCAGCAAGAAGAUGUAGUGUUUUAACAUAGCCAUGUUGAAAAAAUCUUGUCAGUUUUAGUAAGUUCCUGCAGUGCAAAGCUAUUAGUAAUCCUGACCAUUGUUAAAUGCUGCUUUAAUUUUUAAUGUGAUUUAACAUGAAAUAAAGAACAGUGUUCCUGUAUCUUUCAUAUUUAUGUAAAACUAUACACAUUAAACAUAUUCUGUACAGUAUGUAUUAUAUGUAAAUAACAGACAUUCAUUGAGUACUCUUAAGAUUAAUGACCUAUUCCCUCCAUCAUUGAAUAAAAGUUGUUUCAUCUCCAUUGAAAAAGUUUUUAAUAUAAAGGAAUAAAUUAAGCCUUGGCUUUGUACGACUGAUGAUUACAGAAAAGUCUUGACAUUAACAAAUUUAUGUAGCCACCUUUAUCAAUGCUGAUAUAAUUUAGACAAUAAAUUAUUAUUAUUAUUUAUAAAUACAAGAGUUUUUACAUUCUUGUACAGCCACUAGCAUGCAUAGCAUUUUGAGAAAAUCCUUAAUCCUAAUAUUCCCUGGAAUAUGACCCGCUAAAUUGUUUAACAACCAGGUAUCCAUUUUACUGUUGAGUAACAGAGACUACAGUUAAGGAUAGGAUUAAAACUAACCUAACCUUACCAUUCCUUCUGGCACUAGUAAUAUCAUUAGCACAAAAUAGUCAAAGCAGCAAACUGCACAGACCCUUUAAAAAACUUUCUGGCAAAAAUAAUAUAUAAAUUUUACUACACAAAAUAUACAUACACCAUUGUACUGAGUUGACAGACUGAGAUAUACACGGUACAGCUGGAUCAUGGUGUGGUAAGCUAUACCAUUCUUUGGACUUGAAACCAAAUAAGUUCAUCCAAGUCUGUUAGCCAAGGACCAUGGCUGCCCAUAUAGUCAUUCAACCACCGUUUCCCUUGAUUUAUCAGGUGAUGCACACAUCACUGUAUAACACACAAAUAUUUAACUAUUAUAUAUUACAGUACUGUACUCUGACAAAUAUUUUUUCUGGGAGGCCAUUUCAGUAGCUCUUUGGGAGCUUAUAUGACACGUUUUAAGAAGUGCACCAGGCUUUUGAGACCCACACUAACCAACUAGGAGCUGGGACCAGAGUCUGGCUGUACAAGGCAAGGGGUAGCUUGGUAAUCAGAUCACCCAAAAAUCAAGAAAAAAACACCAGAAAGAUUAGGUGACACAAAACAAGCUACUGCUCGAGGACAGAAAUAAAAUCAGAGGCAAGCACUGCAAAUUGGCAUUGCUAGAUUAAAAAAUUGGAUUGGAUUGGAUUGGCGAGCAAUCCUAACUCAACCUGUCCUCUUGAGAAUUUCCGACCUCACUAAACUGUUGUACUAAAGUGCCUGAACCUAACCAACCCGAGGACUCAUGGAACAGAAAACAGGACAUCACGUCAAUUUUUGCAAGCAGCUAUUUUUUUGUACAUUAGUUUUUGGCCUUGUGUAAAGUAUGUCAAAUGCUGUGCUAUCAGGAAGAUUGGUUGCCUAACUUUGAUGCAUCCAGAUGGCAGCCCAGGCAAACGAGAACCAGCUAAUCAGCUGCCAGUCUUGCUCACCUUGUGAUUAAAGGCACCUAACCACUUU